This is a messenger RNA of Symsagittifera roscoffensis, 2007 nucleotides long. RefSeq lists its product as uncharacterized. Bases 323 to 1912 code for a protein of 529 amino acids. The transcript has 8 exons. Lineage: Eukaryota; Metazoa; Xenacoelomorpha; Acoela; Convolutidae. Gene Ontology annotation, molecular function: lysozyme activity. The record is from RefSeq and is a predicted model, not a curated record.
AUCUGAACUGAAACAAUUGAAAAAUGACAUGAAAAGAACGUGAUCCAGUUUAUGGUUCAGGCCGAUUUCUUGUUAAAACAUCAGAUUCGCUUGUAAAUCGAGUUGUAUAAAAUUGUCUUUAUGUUGCGCAAUUGAUUUCAAAAAUGAGUUUUUUUUUCAAAAUUACGUAAUUUGUUAGAUUCUAUUUUCAGUUUUCAAUUUUUUAGUAUAUAUAUAUAUAUUUUACAAUUUUGGAAGACAGACCUAGCAAAAUUUUACACGCAUCAAUUUUAGAAAAUGUCUUUCUACAUGAUCAAUCUUCAUUAAAUCUUGGAUUGUUUAAAUGGUGAACAACAUACCGGGUCCCGCUUCUCCUACUGGUGAUGUUUCCCCCAAAAGGACCGGCGGCGGCUUCCAGCUACUGGACACUGACUUCAUAAGAGAUACGUUCGGCUUCUCCAACCGGGGAGUGAUCAGUGACCGCCGGAACAACACCAAAGGUAUCCAGAUUGCGACGAACGUGGACUUGUCUCAAUGGUGCGAGGAGGAAUUUAUUCAUUUAGAGAUGCCUGAUGACUUGAUUGACAAACUGGCGCCCUACCUGGGCAAGCGGGGCCUUGAGGCCGCUCAGGCUCUGAAAGAAAUGCCAUUGGAGAUCACGUGGUUCGACGCAGAUCUUCUCUCUAAGGCGGUGAUGCGAUACUGGGCCAAGUACUAUGCUAAUAUAUACGACGAAUCUGUUAAGUCGAUCAAAGGGAGACAUCUUCUGAGUUGGGAGGAGUUGGAUGUCAGAGUCCGAACGAUUAUAUACGUGGUGUUGCAGCAGGUUCCCUCAGUGUCAACUGUGCCCAACUUCUGGAAUCAUUUAACACGCCAGCACUGGAAGCACGUGCAUUCUGAACUGAAGAUAAUGUACAAGCGAGACCUGCUUCGGAAAGGGGGCGAGAGCGAAUAUUUUAAUGAGUUCCUGAAACAGGAGAAUCUGUUGAAUGAGAAGACUGGAGGGCAGCACAAAAUGGUCACACUGCAGUUGCCAGACAUCAACUCUGGACUGAGUAGGUCCCUGGAUAACUUAAACAGCAGCACGAGUGGCUUCAAAGAAGAAUCAAGUGGAGGCCAUGGGGGCAGUGGCUUCUCAAUUAAAGACAACCACCUGCUCUCCCUCUCUGCCUGCUCGGGAGGAGGAGGAAUGGGCUCCUCUGAGCUCUCCUCGGCUGCCUCUUCCAGCUGCAGACCCCAUAUAGGCAGUCCUAUCCCUCAUAUUGGAUCCGUCAACAUGCGGAGGAGCAGAUCCCCCAGCAUGAACGGCCAGCAACUCCUCAUCGACAAUUUCGUGAAUUCAGAUAGUGCCGGCGAUGAAUCACAGUUGUCGGCCAUCGAAGUCCGCGCCUGGGACAAAGACCCCUGUCCCUAUCCGAACAAGAAACACGACCACUUGGGCCGUAAACACCGUUCGUCAAGCUUCAACUCAAAUGCCAAUGAAAACAACUGCGAUAUCAAAGUUCCGCCUCCCGGGUACAGUGAGAUAACAGUGGUAGAUGACAUAACAGUCAUGCACAAGUUGGAAAGACAAUCCAUAUCUAAAGCAUCUUCUUGUGCCUUCACGUCGUCAACUCCUGUGAGCGGAUCUCCGAACCCCUCGCGACGAGGAUCUUUUACUUUGGAACCGAUUAACAGUCCUGUACCUAGUAGGCGCAGCAGUACACACAGCAAAUCAAGUAACAGACACAAUGAACGGGACAGAAGAGGUUCAAUGAUCAACCUGUUGCCGCCCUUGGAUAACAGUUUGCGCCAAAUAUCCGACAGUAAACGUGACAGUCAGAUUAGAAGCUUAGAAGCAUCACCGACAACUCAGCGAAGAAAGAUGCUCUUUUCAUCUAAUAGCAUCACUGACAAUAACGGAAAACUUUAUGUACCUAGUUUUGGACGAUGAUUUGUAUCAAUUUGAAUAUACUCAGCCAAUAAUGAUUUAGUUACGCUUCAUUAAAUGGACUAGCUUUUUUCAGUGACUAAAAAUGCUUGCAGGAA